AUGGUGACCGGGCACGCGAGGCUGGGGCUCUUCGACGAGGCUAUGGAGAUCUUCUUUGCCAUGGAGGACGACUGCGGCGUGGCCGUCGAAGCGGUGGCCGCAGCCGCGGGGUUCGCGGCCUGCGCGGCGGUGGGGGACCUCGCGCAGGGGAGGGAGGCGCACCGGCGCGUCGCGGCCUGGAAGGUCGCCCUCCAUGUCGUCGCAAGGAACGCACUGGUGGACAAGUACGCCAAGUGCGGCUAUGUGGCGGCGGCGCACCGGUGCUUCAGGAGGAUGCCGGCGAAGAAGACCGUCGUUUCUUGGAACACGAUGAUCUCGGCGUUCGCCCGCGCCGGCGAGCACGGCAUCGAGCACUACGGCUGUGCCGUCGACAUGCUCGGCCGCGCGGGGAGGCUGGACGAGGUGGAGGAGCUCGUCGCGGCGAUGCCAGUGCCGCCCGACGCGCUCGUCCGGGGCUCCCUCCUUGCGGCCUGCCGCGCGCACGGCGACGUCGAGCGAGCCGAGCGGGUGAUGCGGCGCAUGGCGGAGCUUGACCACGACGGCGCGGCCAGGGACCACGUGCUCAUGUCGAACAUGUACGCGUCCAGGGGCCGGCACGGCAGGGCGGUGCGGGUCAGGAGGCAGAUGAGAUUAGAGGAAGAUCAGCAAGGACCCCGGCUGCAGCUCCAUCGAGAUCGACGGCGUCGUGCACGUGUUCCGAGCAGUUCCGGCCAACUCGAUCAGAUGCGUGGACUGAACCAGACCGUCCUUGGUUCGGAAUGA
Phragmites australis (common reed) is the source of this 762-nucleotide messenger RNA. Its product is annotated as putative pentatricopeptide repeat-containing protein At3g13770, mitochondrial. NCBI's taxonomy places the organism in Eukaryota, Viridiplantae, Streptophyta, Magnoliopsida, Poales, Poaceae. The transcript is spliced from 2 exons. The coding region runs from base 1 to 762 and encodes 253 amino acids. The record is from RefSeq and is a predicted model, not a curated record. Gene Ontology annotation, biological process: RNA modification. Gene Ontology annotation, molecular function: RNA binding; protein binding.